UUCAGUGACAGCCUGAUUUCCUGAGGAUGAUCUGUUCAUGGUUAAGCUAAUGUGAAACCUCAAAUGUUCUGCAGUUCAUUCAGGGUUAAUCGUCAGCCAAUGGGUCAGACAGGAGCAUGAAGCUGCCGAAUGUCACUGUUAUCAGCAUCUGGCUGUUAAUAAUUAACGGGGGCUUGGCCCAUCAUCUUGCCCACCAGUCACCCACCUCGCUCGAGGCUGAAGAAGGCACCACUGUCUCUCUGAACUGCUCCUUCGACCCCCCCAGGAUGCCGCCCAGCUUGGUGGCUUUCCGGUGGCAUCUGCCCGAGGGCAAGGUUUACAGGCUGGUGCCGGGCGGCAGGAUGAGGGGCAAGGCCUGCCAGAGGCUGGCUCUCGAUGCCGACCUGCGGACACGCAGCAUGACCUUAUGGAUCAGCAAUGCCAAUGCCAGUGACAGCGGGCGCUACGUGUGCUUCAUCCAGAUCCUCAAACCUCUGCCCAUCAUUGAGCUGGAGGGCAGUGGGACCCAGCUUCGCAUUGUACCAGGUAGUGUGACGCUUCCAGGAACAAAGGAACCCAAAGUUAUCACAGAUCUGUCCGGUGAUGUGACACUUCCAGGAACAAAUAAACCAAAACUUAGCACAGAUCUGUCCGGUAAUGUGACGCAUCCAGGAACAAAUGAAUCCAAAGUUCUUCAUGAAGUGAAAGCAAUUGCCAUGGUCCAAUGGGCUGUGGAGUCCGCAGAGAAUUGUGUGACCUCUUGUGGUCUCAUUUGCUAA
Carcharodon carcharias (great white shark) is the source of this 758-nucleotide messenger RNA. RefSeq lists its product as uncharacterized. The record is from RefSeq and is a predicted model, not a curated record. The transcript has 6 exons. The coding region runs from base 117 to 758 and encodes 213 amino acids. Lineage: Eukaryota; Metazoa; Chordata; Chondrichthyes; Lamniformes; Lamnidae.